Botrytis cinerea B05.10 is the source of this 1181-nucleotide messenger RNA. RefSeq lists its product as hypothetical. The record is from RefSeq and is a predicted model, not a curated record. The transcript is spliced from 3 exons. The coding region runs from base 51 to 992 and encodes 313 amino acids. NCBI's taxonomy places the organism in Eukaryota, Fungi, Ascomycota, Leotiomycetes, Helotiales, Sclerotiniaceae.
GAACUCCUUAAACAUAAACAACAAUACAGGGAACAAUACGGCGAUACGAAAUGUUUACUUUUCAGAAUUUUGACGAAGUCUUCGACUUUGAUCCAGGCUGUUCAUACGAUGAGAACGCCGUGCGAAAAAUCGAGAGCAAUCGUAAGAAGCUCGAAGGGUUAUUCGUGGACACUUUACUGAAGAAUUUUGAAAUUCGUCGACCUGUUAAAUACUAUCCACCGAAAUCUAAUAGUGACCUUCGAAAUCUACACAAGGUUAUCAUCGACUCAGCCGGCGAAGAUCAUCACAAACUAUCAGCUCUGUACUAUAUACUGCUCGAUUUUGACGCUCCAACCAGACGCAGAGACUACUCCACCACAUUUGAACAAAAGUCGUUUUUACCUCAAAGCUACCAAAUCUAUAUGAAAGGUCUCUGGCAUCUGGACAAUCUUGAUUUUGAGUUGGCUCUUCAAUAUCUGACCCAUCCAUCUCUGAUACCGAGCUUUGCGGAUGAAAUCUUAGAAGCCCUCGUGUUGCAUUCUUCAGAUGAUCUCGCAAUUCCAUUAGCAUACUAUCAUACCGUACAGCCAGCUUUGACUUCAUCCCGUGCAACAGAAAGUUUGUAUUCUGCUAUCGCAAGAACAAGUGUCACAGAAGCCUUCUACUUCUCACGAGGACAAUCGCAAUACAUGCAACGACACAUGUUCGAACUCUUGAUCGCGACCGUUCUCAAAAACUCUCCCCCAGAAACUAUCGCGGAUCGCAGUGUUGAACUAGUGAAUUUACCAUUGUCACUUGAAGAAGAAGCUUGGUUCGAGGACUAUUUACUUCGCGGAGAAGGAAGGGCAAUAAGAAAGGCUCGGGAUACGAUAAUGAUGCGACGAAUUGGCACUGGGAAAUUCUCGGAAACUUUAUCACUAAAAGGCAUUGGUAGCAGAUCAAUUGGUGGAUUAGAUUGGGAACGCUUGUCUGCAGCUGUGAAGGAAGGACUUGGGCCAAGAAUUGAUGUAUGAAAGAGAAGGGCGAGGCAUGUACAUCUACAUUUCAAAGAUACCAACAUAGCGUUAUGGAGUUAAUUGGGGAGUUGCGAUAGGCUCUGAUUUGAUGAACAUGUAAUUAUUUUAUUUUGAUGUAGAUUUUUACUCAUUUCAACUUGUGACAAUCAAUUUUCAAAUUAACCGUGUCGACGCGUUUAACUACCA